Molecule: messenger RNA, 3814 nt
Organism: Gambusia affinis (western mosquitofish)
Lineage: Eukaryota; Metazoa; Chordata; Actinopteri; Cyprinodontiformes; Poeciliidae
Gene: mmp16b
Product: matrix metallopeptidase 16b (membrane-inserted)
Exons: 11
Coding region: 320-2182 (620 amino acids)
Biological process (GO): proteolysis; extracellular matrix organization; collagen catabolic process
Cellular component (GO): extracellular matrix
Molecular function (GO): metalloendopeptidase activity; zinc ion binding
Source: RefSeq, a predicted model, not a curated record
AGUCGGGAGGGAGCCUAUCUUGCGCAGACUGUGUAGCUUUACUGUACAUGGCCAUUGAUACUGCUGUGGAUGGAUGUAGCCGCUGUUGUAAAUCAGAAUGGCGAGGACAGCAAAUAUAACGCGCCGAGUUAUCUCUGCUUGACAUCAGAGCACGUUUCUUCAACCAUCAUCGGGUGUUUUAUUUUUAUUUUUAAAUUAAAAGACGCUUCUUGAAUUCAGCCGAAUCUCGCCUUGACAGCCCGCACCGAUGGUUUUCAUUUGACACAAAGCAGACAGGCGGCUUCUCCUAAUAAACAGUCGGGAAGAAAAGCGGGUCAUUAUGACCUUAGUAUCCGUCAGUAAAAGAAAACCACCGGAUUGCUUUUACGCGGCAGCGCUCUGCUUGCAUCUCUUGCUUUGGAUUUCACGAUCCGUGUCCGGAGAGGAGCAGCAUCAGUUCAGCGUUGAGGGAUGGCUACAGAGGUAUGGAUACCUUCCCCACACAGAACCGGGAAUGUCUGUCCUGCGCUCAGCCAAAACCAUGCAGUCAGCCAUUGCUGCUAUGCAGCGCAUCUACGGUCUCAAUGUCACAGGGACGCUGGAUGAGACAACCAAGGAUGAUAUCACUCUAAGAUGGAUGCAGAGGCCACGCUGUGGAGUGCCAGAUAAAAUCAAAAGUGCCACAAGGUCAAGAAGGAGGAGAUAUGCGCUGACAGGGCAGAAGUGGCAGCGUACACACAUAACCUACAGCAUAAAAAAUAUCACACCAAAGGUGGGUGCCCGGGAGACUCAUGAUGCCAUCCGGAGGGCUUUUGAUGUGUGGCAGGGUGUGACUCCCCUGCGCUUCGAGGCCGUUCCAUACAGUGCCCUGGAGACUGGCAGGCGUGAUGUGGACAUCACCAUCAUCUUCGCUUCUGGCUUUCACGGUGACAGCUCGCCUUUCGAUGGGGAGGGCGGAUUCCUCGCCCAUGCCUAUUUCCCAGGGCCUGGCAUAGGAGGAGACACACACUUUGAUUCAGAUGAGCCCUGGACCCUUGGAAACCCCAACCAUGACGGAAAUGAUCUGUUCUUGGUUGCAGUCCAUGAGCUGGGCCACGCCCUUGGCCUUGAGCACUCAAAUGACCCCACUGCUAUCAUGGCUCCUUUCUACCAGUACAUGGACACAGAGAAUUUCAAACUACCUCAAGAUGACUUGCAGGGAAUCCAGAAAAUCUAUGGACCACCAGAUAAAGCUCCACAGCCCACCAGUCCGCCGCCUACAGUUCCACCUCCUCGUUUCCAUCCGCCCUCAGACCCCCGGAAACACGACCGCCACGCAAGACCCCAUCGUCCUCCGCAGGGGUCCAAGCCGUCUAACCCCAACUCCAAACCAAACAUUUGCGACGGAGGCUUCAACACUCUGGCUAUCCUACGCCAGGAGCUGUUUGUCUUCAAGGACCAAUGGUUCUGGAGGGUACGGGAUAAUUCAGUGGUCCCGGGUUACCCCAUGCCGAUCAAUCACUUCUGGCAAGGCUUGCCACCCAAAAUUGAUGCAGUGUAUGAAAACAGUGAAGGGAAGUUUGUCUUUUUUAAAGGAAACCGUUUCUGGGUGUUCAAGGAUCGGCAUCUUCAGCCUUCCUACCCUCAGGACAUUUCUCUGUUCGGUAGCGGCAUGCCCACACAGAGUAUUGAGACAGCCGUCUGGUGGGAAGAUGCCGCUAAGACCUACUUCUUCAAAGGAGACAGAUACUGGAGGUAUAAUGAGGACAUGAGGACGAUGGACCCAGGUUACCCUAAACCCAUCACUAUCUGGAAGGGCAUCCCUGACUCUCCACAGGGCGCUUUUGUGGACAAGGCAAAUGGUUUUACCUACUUCUACAAGGGAAAAGAGUACUGGAAGUUCAACAACCAGAUGCUUCGCGUGGAGCCCGGCUACCCCAGGUCUAUUCUGAGGGACUUCAUGGGCUGCGACGGCCUCCCCGCUGACCCCGACUGGGGCUGGAAUCCCCCGGCGGCAGACGAAAGGCACUGUGACAACAACGACGUGGAUGUCGUCAUCAAACUGGACAGCGUUGGGGGUACGGAGAAGGCUGUGGCCAUUGCCAUUCCCUGCAUCCUGGCACUGUGCAUGAUGGUCCUCCUCUACACGGUUUUCCAGUUCAGGAGGAAGAGCACGCAGCGGCACAUACUGUACUGCAAGCGCUCCAUGCAGGAGUGGGUCUAAAGGGAUUGUUACAGUAUCGAGAGCUCUGAGAAAGUUGCUACUUAAAGCCCUAUAACUUGAAGGACUGUAAAGAAGUACAGUACACAAGGUUUGCCAUUUGGGCAGAUCUCAGGACAGCUGGAACAUGUGAACUGUGAGCUACAAGGAAGGGAAACUAUCAGCUGACCUCAGUAGAUGACAGUGGCAGAGCUUCAUCUUCUUUGUCCUACUAAUGUGUAUGUAUCUGCUUUGAUUUUUCUUUGGAUCUCGAAAUGAACUCAGUUAAGUGAGUCAGAAAUAAUCUACUGUAAGCGGGAUCUUUGUCUAUCCCCUUCUCUGCACGCCGCUGAAAAAGCCCCUAGCACUAACUUCAGAGGACAAAUUAGUUCUAGGCUUCUACUUUACUUAAUCCAAUCUCCCUGGGUUGUGCUUUUUAUAGUCUAGGACCCCUGUAAAGCAUAAUUCACCGUGAGGAGAUACGAAUAUCAUACAUAAACCAAAUAUGAUGUUUUCUUCCAAAGAGGAUUACAGCUUGAUGAUGUUUUCGAUUGGAUAUUCUUCCUCCGUGGAUCUAACGUUUUGGAUCACACUCUGAUUUUCUUUCACCGCUACUGUUCACACCUACUCAUCUUCUCUGUAAGGACAAAAAAGAAGGAGCAAAAGAAACUCAUGACUGUUGUGGCAGUCUGUCUGCACAACAGGGGCCAAAAUAAUAAAAAAAAAAACAGAAAACCACUCUGCAAUACUAAUGAGACUGCCUUAAUCACAGAUUGCUUCAAUCCUUUCUCCUUCUGUUCCACUGGUGUGGAGGAUGGAUACUGAGUGACACAGCGGGAAGACAGAAAAUGUGUGUGAAGUCAUUACUACUGCCCAAAAUGCAAUGCUAAACCAGUAGUUGAGGACAUUUUGGUCCACAGAGGAGAUCUCGAUAAUGUCAGCUGCCAAAGAUCAGCUUUCAUUUGCAGCCUCACAAGAGAGAAAGAGAGAGAAGAUUUGUUGUGAAUUUGUCUGUGUGUACGUGUGAAAGAAUGAAUAAUCACCCUUGUUAUGUAAGUACCUAGCUCUGCUAUAAUUUAUCAUUAUCUAUGUUGUUUCAAAUACUUUAAACAAGUUUAGCAACGUUUUAAGUGUGCCAAGUGUUUGUGUCAGAAGAAGGCAUGGGCCGGUUCCAAUGUGUACUGAGGUUUUAAACUCCUUAAACUUUCCAUCAAACCAGCUCUACUUUUAAAAGACCUUUUAAUGAGACACUUGAGAAUAUGCCCAUGUGACCAGACUCACUUUUUAACUACGGCUAAUCCAUUAUUUUCUCUCUUAGAAAAUACAUUAAUUUGGCUGCUCUGAAAUAUUUCUAGUUGCAAAAACACAAACAUUUGCACCCAUAGCAUGGAAACUACAAUAGUGCCACUCAUCACUAUUAUCUGUUUGAUGCUAUUCUGAAAAUCCAGAUAGCAAACUUGGAGCAACAUGCAUGGCAAGCUAUCACAUGUAGAGCCUACCGUGUCUUUUUAAGCCACUCACUUCAAAGAAAACAUUUCCCGUGUUCUACUUAGAUUACUGGUAUCUAAACUUUUUGCCCCAUUGUACUAAAUGAUCAAGUAGAAAGUACUCAUGAGAUGCAAAUGUUUUAUUUUUUUAAUUAAAAACUAAAAAUAA